Molecule: messenger RNA, 1199 nt
Organism: Cercocebus atys (sooty mangabey)
Lineage: Eukaryota; Metazoa; Chordata; Mammalia; Primates; Cercopithecidae
Gene: BCL2L10
Product: BCL2-like 10 (apoptosis facilitator)
Exons: 2
Coding region: 34-618 (194 amino acids)
Biological process (GO): regulation of apoptotic process; extrinsic apoptotic signaling pathway in absence of ligand; intrinsic apoptotic signaling pathway in response to DNA damage
Cellular component (GO): mitochondrial outer membrane
Molecular function (GO): protein homodimerization activity; protein heterodimerization activity
Source: RefSeq, a predicted model, not a curated record
CGAAGGCCCGGGGCGCCCAGCAGAGGCCGGACCAUGGCUGACCCGUUGCGGGAGCGCACCGAGCGGCUCCUGGCCGACUAUCUGGGGUGCUGCGCCCGGGAACCCGGCACCCCUGAGCCGAGGCCGUCCACGCCCGAGGCCGCCGUGCUGCGCUCAGCAGCCGCCAGGUUACGGCAGCUCCACCGGUCCUUCUUCUCCGCCUACCGCGGCUACCGCGGGAACCGCGUCGAGCUGGUGGCGCUGAUGGCGGAGGCCGUGCUCUCCGACAGCCCCGGCCCCACCUGGGGCAGGGUGGUGUCGCUGGUGACCUUCGCGGGGACGCUGCUGGAGAGAGAGCCGCUGGUGACAGCCUGGUGGAAGAAGCGGGGCUUCCAGCCGCGGCUGAAGGAGCAGGAGGGCGACGUCGCCCGGGACUGCCAGCGCCUGGUGGCCUUGCUGAGCUCGCGGCUCGCGGGGCAGCACCGCGCCUGGCUUCAGGCUCAGGGCGGCUGGGAUGGCUUUUGUCACUUCUUCAGGAGCCCCUUUCCGCUGGCUUUUUGGAGAACACUGCUGAUCCAGGCUUUCCUGGCAUGCUUGUUAGCAACAGCCUUCGGUUAUCUCUGGACACGAUUAUUAUGAGUUUUAAAAUUUUUAACCCACUUCUACCUGCCCAACUGUGACCAACUAAAUGACAGAGGUGUGAGAACAAGAACUGAGAGAAAGCACCUUCCCCCACCGCAGACGUUUUUACCUGAAUGCAUACAAGGAGUCCUGAGGUGGUGAUGUGGCCAGUGUUUUAACUUGUGACAAGUACUCAGGUGUGAGGACAAGAAUGCAAAUGGCUCUUCCCUGAGUGAAAGAAAUGGGGAGUCCAGUGCCUCAUUAUGCCAAAGAAUCACAGAAGAAACUUCUUUCCAUUAAAUGGGGAAAUACAGUGCUAUUUGCUAAAACUCGGAUAAGAAUGCGAACCUCUCAUCUCUCCACAACUUCAUGUGCUGCUGACUAAUUUUAAUCAUGGCCACAGCUGGGGCAAAAUAAUCCCCAAAGCAGAAAAAGUCCCAGUUUAACAAGGAAUGUAAUGUUAAAAUCACUUAUAAGGAAUUCUUUGAAACCAAAUCCUUUGAAAUCUAAUUCCUGGGACUUCUAGGUUUUUAUAGUUAACAUAUUAAUUUCUUCAAUAAAUGGUUAACUUCAAAGUUUUAAUAAAUUUGUAUCUUUAA